Messenger RNA from Dendrobium catenatum, 462 nucleotides. RefSeq lists its product as uncharacterized. Lineage: Eukaryota; Viridiplantae; Streptophyta; Magnoliopsida; Asparagales; Orchidaceae. The record is from RefSeq and is a predicted model, not a curated record. Gene Ontology annotation, molecular function: nucleic acid binding; RNA-DNA hybrid ribonuclease activity. Bases 1 to 462 code for a protein of 153 amino acids. The transcript has a single exon.
AUGGAUGGUGCUAAAAAUACUACUAAAGCUGGUUGUGGUGGCACUAUUAGGGAUUACAAGGGUGUUGUCAUUAAAGUCUUUGUAGGUCCUUCUAAUGCUACUACUGUGAUUCAGGCUGAGCUGGAAAGCCUUUUGUUUGGUAUUCAUCUUUGCAACUCUCUUGGGAUUACUAAUUUAUGGGUUGAAGUGGAUGUUAUGCUCAUUAUCCAUUAUAUCAAUGGUCAAUCGUCUGCCAAUCUAGUUAAAUUUUAUAGGCUCAGAGAUAUAAAACAUUGCCUUUCUCUCAUAUCUUUUAAAAUUUUGCAUAUUUUAAGAGAAGGGAAUGCGGUUGCCGAUUUUCUUGCUAAAUGGGAUUGCAAUUUAGACAAUUUUGUGGAGUAUGAUAAGCAUAAUAUUCCUAAAGAGGCUAAAGGGCUUGCUAGAUUAGACCGUAUGGGCCUCCCUUAUAUUCGGUUACAUUAG